AGCGACGUCUGUCACCACUGUACCUGGAUGAGACAGUCCUGCAUCCAGCUGUAUUCUUACGUAUUGUUUAAAGCGUAUCGCAAGACUCGACACGAUCAUCUGACAACUGAAAAUUACGCCUAGCCCUUAAUCGUAAAGGUUGGCAAAUCAAAGCCAACUGACCCACGAAACUGCGUUGCUGUCUGUUGCUAAGAAGAGGGGCGCUCGCCGCAUCUGUUGCCGGGGUGAAUUGAUUAAAAUGUUAGCAUCCAGCUAGCUAGCAAUAUUUCUAGAUCUGAGGCGCAACAACGAGGUUUAAAUCGAGAAUGAAUCAUGUCCUCUAUUGCUCCUGCUAGACACCACUCGGGAUGAAUCAACACUAAUUUGCGUGUUCGGUUUCGGGGCUCUACUUUCCGCCCGAACAGGAAGACGGACCUUAAAAUGUAGAAAUUGGGUACAUGUAAGGUUAAAGAGCUAACUGCAGCUAGCAGACUAGCUUGAUGAAAUACAACUAUAAUCUAUGCGGCUACCGCAAAACGUAGCUGCACUGCCAGCCAACAUGGACUGUUUGUUUUCCGUUCAGCCCGACGUUGUUAGAGAUGAAUAAAACGAUUGUAGUGUAUUCGACCGAGAGCUAGAAGGCCGAUGCGACAAUGGAGUCUUUCCUGCAGAUAGCUCCCCAUUCUUUGGCUAUAGUGCUAUCCAGGGUCGGGGCUGGGGAGGCGUUAGGGGGCAGGGUGUCUGAAAGCGACGAGUUCCCGAGACACCACACCGGCUAUGAGAUUUUUGCCGAUUUUAAAGCAGAAAAUACCCAGCAUCAUGUAUGGAACCAGCGGAUUACAGAGGCCGUGUCCGAGACUUUCUUCCUGGGAUGGAUUGACGAGCAUGUGCUAUUAAUUCAAGGCAAGGAAGACCACCUGGAGGUGCUGAGGGAGGGAUGGAUGCGGAGGUCUCUUAAUCCGCCUCGGGGAUUCACCAUUAAAUACCUCGGUGAUGUGUCACCGAUCAGUAUGUCCCCCAUCAGCCAAUCGCAAUUCAUCCCUUUGGGAGAAGUUUUGUUAUUGGCUAUCUCUGCUAUGAACUCUGCCCAUAAGCCUGUCACUCAGGAGGCCUUAACUGAACACCUGCAGACAUGUUUUCCAGGUGUACCCACACCAACGGAGGAGGUUUUGCGCCAUACUCUGAACAUGCUGGUCCGUGAGCGGAAGAUCUACCCGACACCUGAUGGAUAUUUUAUCGUAACUCCUCAAACCUAUUUCAUUACUCCAAGCCUAAUCCGAACUAGCUCCAAGUGGUAUCACUUGGAAGAGCGUUCUGCUGACCGACACCAACACCAGAACCAGCAGCAGCAGCAUCAGCAGACACAGUGCACCUCCCCUCUCUCUGGCACCAUAACCCCUUCCACCUCCGGGGGUGUGCGAGAGCGAACACAUCCAAAGUCCAACCAGAAUCACAGCGGGGGAGGUGGGGAUUCUUUUUACAACAACAGUUAUCGUGGAGACGACCCCCCUAGCCACCACACCACCCUGCAGCGGCGAUCCCCCAAAGACCACCGGGAGUCUGCACAGUUCCCCCCCGAGGAAUGGCCGCUACGGGAUGAGGACGUACCCAGCCAGCUGCCACGCCACGUAGAGAUGGAGAUCAUCCGUAGAAUCAAUCCUGACCUCACGGUGGAGAAUCUUGCUCGACACACAGCAGUCAUGAAGCGUCUUGAAGAAGAGCGUGCUCAGAGGAGCAAAGCAUCGUCGGCCAAUCACAGCUCCAGAAGUAGAAGAAGUGGGGGCAGACACAGAAAGCCGUCCCAGACCAAACUUAGCCGCUCGCAUAGUAAGACAAGGACUACUCGCUGUGAGCCAAGUGACAGUUCGCAUUUAGAGUUGGCCGAAAGGGACUAUAGAGGUUACUCAUGCUCACUGGCUCGGUCACCAAGGGAACAGGCGGUGGCCAUGGAGCGGCAGAGGGCCCGACUCCACCUGGCACACAGCAACCCUAACAUCCUUGACUCCUCACACCUGCCCGUUACUCCAGAGUGGGACGUGUCCGGAGAACUUGCCAAGCGACGCACAGAAAUGCCUUUCCCUGAGCCAAGUCACGGCAAAUCAGCCCACCAUUCUAAGGUCCACCGCUCGCACUCCCACACCCAGGAGAGGAAAUCCAGAAAUGAACGCAGUGACAAGGCCAAGGAACGUUCCCGAUCAAUGGACAACUCUAAAGGUCCGCUUGGAGCUGGACUGAUUGGACCACCCGAUUAUUAUGAUGACCGGAGCCGUUACUAUACUGAUGAUGGCACCCUGCGAGCCAAUCAGAACUCUUCUCACUACUCUCGUGCCACACCCACUUCAACUAAGGUGCCUGGGGAUUCCCUGAGAUUGGAUGGGAGCAGGAACUUGGAGAAGAGUAAGAGCAGGGAUAGCCUCCCAGCAUAUUCACCAAAACCACUGCCUAACUCUGCCUCUCCUGAUGAUUACUUCCAAUGCCCUGGAUCCUCUGAGGCUAUUCUCACAUCAACAGCUCCUCUGGGAACUCUGGGCAAAAACAGCCACGAUGGAUUAAAACUAGGUAGUAUUGACAGGCAGACUGAUAGACAGACAUCCCAUCCACCAGAAAAUAGGGAGGACUUAACAAAGGUGGGACCUAAGGGCAGCAGCUUGCCACCAAUACCCCUCUCUAUCCCUGACCUCCCUCUUUCUAAUGGACGACCUGCCCACGGCACCUCUUCCAAUCAGGAGAAACGAAAGGAGAUCUUUAGUAAAGAUACGCUCUUCAAACCUCCGCCUAGCCUGCCUUUGCCAGGUUACAGCUCUCUGAGAAAACCCACAGCCCAUGCCUCCUCAAAUCUGUCAUCAUCCUGCGAUGCUCUUGAUUCCCAAGAAGCCUUCGAUGCUCCUAAGCCUCUGCUGGCAACAUCAUCUGCUCCAUCACAAGGGACUGAACCCACAUCCGGUGCUGCAGAUGCAAACUUUGACUACUACAAUGUUUCAGAUGAUGAUGAACUUGAAGACGGAGGCGCGAAAAGUCAAGGAGAGGAUGACAAGCCUGGAGGAAGCAUUGCUGUCAUGGGAGGAGGUGGAGCAGGAACCAUGCAAUGGCUGCUGGAAAGAGAGAAAGAGAGGGAUCUGCAGAGGAGGUUUGAAAGAACGCUUGCCUUCCCAGGUGUCAAAGAGAACCUUCCGGAGCCCAGUCAGAACCAGCAGUCAGCUCAUUCUGCUCGGCUGGACAGUAUGGACUCCAGCUCGGUCACUGUUGACAGUGGAUUCAAUUCCCCACGAACAAGAGAGAGCUUAGCAUCUAACACCUCUUCAAUAGUGGAGAGUAACCGACGGCAGAAUCUGGCCUUGAGCCCAGGCCACCUCAACAUCACCACUGGAAACGGUCCUCCUUUCUCCUUCCGUGCCAUUCCGGAACCUGCUGGCACCCAACCAGAAAAACUCCAGAAGCCCAGUGCCUGCCUCGCGUCAAUCACCAGCGUCUAGGCUCAGAACUAAGGGCUGGGCAGAACACAGAGCCAGUGGACUGGUCAUGGACUGUUACAGUGAACACUGACAGACUGGCCGGCAGUGCCGCUGUGACAGGUCCUUUGUGAUUAUACCUGCUAACACACAUAUGGAUGGACACAGACAGGAAGUUAGAUCCCCAGGAAGCAGCUCGUUCACACAGAACUACACACACCAGGAUAUUGCACACUGUCAUUCUCUAGCCUCUAGUUUACACACUACAGCUUUUGUGUUUUUCAUACGUGUGGGUUCGAGUGAGUGAGUGAGUGACUGAAUGCUUGGAUAAUCUGUAAUCUCAGGUUAUGUUAUUUUCACGCCCAUUCAGCUGCUUAAGAUGACUUAACCCCCUCUUGUGGUGUCAACUGGUAUUACACACUGAGAAGCAUCAGUUCUGACUUAUAAGGGGUUCCCAGAGUUUCACUAACCAAUUCUUACUCAUUGCUUGUCUCUGUUUGCCCUCAAAUAACAUUUGCCAAUGGCAACACCCUUUAAGGUGCAGGGCCACAGAAAAUGGCAAUAAAAACCUUUAUCAUCACUCCAAAACAUAACAACACAUGUGAAGUGGUUACAGAGGACAGUUUUGUUUUACACGAGAACAUUUCUGUAGAAUGUAUGGAAGCAUUUCUUAUGUCUAUGGUGCCCAUCUGAACUCCCGACACUGUUGGCGGUUUCUGUUCAGGCAGCAGUUAAACAUGGACGGCUGCAGGUGCAGAGAUGAGAUUGAUGAUUACAGACUGUUUAGACUUUGUUUCUUUUUGUUACCCUUCAUGUCCGUUGGCUACAGUCCAUCCAAAAACUGAGUUAUUAGUCCAGUGGACAUGGAGUCCUUUGUCCAGUCUCAUAGAGGAAAAAACCCAAUAUCAGUGAUCAGAUUUACUUUAUAAAUCUAUGCAUUACAAUAAUCUACACUGACAACUACAUUUGUGUAGUAUAUUAUGUGUGUAGGUAACAUGAAAUAUUUCUUGGUAUCCUGAGUCGAUUUUCUUGUUGAGAUUCAUUUCAUUCAGUUUCUCGACGUAUUUAUUAGAUGAGUUCUGUUGAGGCUCUAAAAGCGUUAUUACGGCUAAUUUAUUUCCUCCUGUAAUACAGAUCUCGUCAUUCUAGUCACAGUAACCACCAACAAUCUGGAGACUAUAAGCAGUGCGUUGUUGGAAACACUACCUCGACAAGACAACACGAUAAAGGGAAAAAACUCUGAACAAGUGAAUCAAACAACAAAAUUUAGACUCCUUGAUGUGAAACAGCUUUAUUCAGUGGACAUGAGGGGUCAACGUUUACUUGUUUACUAAAAUAACCGCCCACGUUCCAGAGACAGGAAGUGCAUGAGAGUUCUCGUUAUAAAUCCUUGUGUGAGAACAGCAAAGUCUGUGCUACAUGUUAAUGUGCCGUGUACAACAUCGCAGUUGCACUUGUAGUGACUUAGAGUCCAACACAGAAUGCAAGAUCUAACAAACAAACCAGUCUUAUACACACACAGAGAAAAAGACAGGGAUUUGACAUUUUUAGUAUUUUUGCACAGCUUUUUCGCCAAUUUAUAUUUUUAUCAACUUUAUAAAUACUUCAGUUUGUCUUCAAACGGCUUGAAUCAAAACCUUGAGCUCUUCACUCCUGGUGCUAAGAUGUAUUGUGGUCAGUGAGACUAUAAUUAAAAAUGAAGACGAUAUGGUAAGAUUAUAGUAUCAUACGUCUGCUGUACUCGCAUAUCUCUGGCCAGCAGCACAGAGAGUCCAGCCUGACGGGCAGGUGGAGCACCUGACUACGUCACAGUGAACUAAAAGCUACAUUUGAAAAUUGUUUCAAAUCAUGCUUGAAAUUGGGUUCCAGAACCUCUGCAGUGUUUUCGAUUUCCUCUCAUCCGUUUGACUGUUUCCGUCGUUGCCAUCCGGUAAGUUUCUCUCUACUUAUACCAACUACCUCCAUAGAAGCGAAACGACAGUCUGAAAUAUCACUGUCAUUAGCCUCUAGCCUGUGAAUGUCUUACAAACACAUGUAUUCAGUGCUCUCCAAGAGUAGGUUAACGGUACAGUGAUAUUUCAACCUACCGUCUGUAUAUACGGCAUAUUCAACGUACACAUGAACCGUGUGGAGUGAAAGCUGAAGCUGCUCGUGUUGGAUUCCCAUUGACUUUUAGAGGGCACCAUAAAUAUACCAUCACACUACAUAUCAAAGUGUUGAAGCCACUGUUUUUUUCCUUUACUCCAUCCAGUGCUGACUUUCAGAAAAGUUCUCAUUAAAAAACAAUUUCACAUCUACAUUUCACUUGUUGUGUAACCGACAUCAUUCGUUGGUCUGUAUUGUUCUACAUCGGGUCCCCUGCAGUUCUUGGGUUGUAUCCCUCAGGGAUGUUCUGUUCUCUGGAACAGAGUGUUCAAUGUUAAGUAUUCUAGAAUUGUAGCCCUUAGUCAAUCAUGCCUGAAGGUUUCUACUCACCUUUUGUCAGUAUUCAACAAAUCUGCGAAACAUCCUUUAUCUCUCUGUAAUAAGAUUCUUGUCUCUGCUCUUUCCCUAGAGUAGGUAGUUGUUCUUACUACCUUUACACUAGGAUUUUAGUCCCAAUUAUACUUUUACACAUAGGUUGUUUGUGCCAUUUGUACCCACGUUGUAAGACUAUAGAAAGACUAUAGAAAGAUGAGAAUAAGUCCCGAUAUCACUGCUCCAUCUUCACCACUCAGAGUGAGUCCUGUCCCUGCAGGCUUACUAUUACAGCUAGGUUGAAGCCUGAAUAGUAGAAAUGAAUCUCUGCAUCUCUUUGACCAUGUUUGAAGGUUUUUAGCUCUUGUUCCACAGCAGCGGGGUUCUUCUUUGUUCCACCAGUGAAACGGGGCUUUGUGUCUGCCUGCAGGAACACGUGUCUCUCAUCUCUAAUGUUUGCACUGCUCCCUACCCCGAGCCUCCACAUUGUCGCCUGGCCCAGUGGCCUUACAUCAACCCUUUGUCUUCUCCAGCACAAUCCCUGUUUCUACAGUGACGGUCCAUGAAAUGUCUUCCCUCAACAUUAGCGGUUGUUUUUAAGACUGGAGAUUCUCAACAAUAACAAUGUUUCUAAUGGUGACGAUAUGUCAUACCUGUAAAUUAUGUUCAUCUGUUAUAACUAGUCAAAACAAUUUAAAUAAUAAAAAGGAGGGAUUUUUAAAAAAUGUCUAUAAUAUCCAAAAGUCCCUUUGAUGUGUCGUACUGGUGUUACUGUUGUUGUAGUGUAUGUAAUGCCUAAUGGGGAUUGUGUUACUUUUUAUGAUAAUAAAAUAACAAUGUUUGGUUA
This is a messenger RNA of Neolamprologus brichardi, 6732 nucleotides long. The record is from RefSeq and is a predicted model, not a curated record. Lineage: Eukaryota; Metazoa; Chordata; Actinopteri; Cichliformes; Cichlidae.